AUGGUUUGUGUUCUAGGAAUUGAAGGAUCCGCUAAUAAAAUUGGGGUAGGAAUAAUCCGUGAUGGAGAAGUCCUCUCCAAUCCACGUGCCACAUUCCACGCCCCUCCUGGUGAAGGAUUUCGACCAACUGAAACUGCUCAACAUCACCGACAACAAAUCGUUCGACUGGUUGGAGAGGCGAUUCGAGAGGCGAAAAUCGAAGAUCCGGAGAAGGAAAUUGAUGGAAUCGCGUAUACAAAGGGACCUGGAAUGGGUGCGCCGCUUCAAGUGGGUGCCAUCGUCGCGCGUACACUCUCUCUCACAUGGAAGAAACCAAUCAUUCCUGUGAAUCAUUGUGUUGGACACAUCGAAAUGGGUCGACUGAUCACUGGUGCCGAUAAUCCUGUUGUUUUGUAUGUUAGCGGUGGAAAUACACAGGUGAUUUCGUACACCAACAAGCGAUACCGUAUCUUCGGAGAAACUAUCGAUAUUGCCGUCGGAAACUGUUUGGAUCGAUUCGCUCGUGUUCUGAAACUGCCGAAUGCCCCAUCACCUGGAUAUAACAUUGAACAACUCGCUAAAAACGGAAAGAAGCUAAUGGAAUUACCGUAUACAGUGAAGGGAAUGGAUGUCUCGUUAUCUGGAAUUCUGUCACUUAUCGAGAAGAAAGCGCCGAAACUCAUUGAAUCCGGAGAGUUUACACCGGAAGAUUUGUGUUUUUCACUUCAAGAAACGGUCUUUGCGAUGUUGAUUGAGAUCACUGAACGGGCGAUGGCACAUACGGCAAGCAGAGAAUUGUUGAUUGUUGGAGGUGUUGGAUGCAAUUUGAGAUUACAGGAAAUGGCGGCAGCAAUGUGUGCAGAACGUAACGCCCAUCUCUUCGCCACCGACGAGCGUUUCUGUAUUGAUAACGGAGCGAUGAUUGCGAGAGCUGGAGAGUUGAUGCUUGCUUCCGGAAUGAAAUUCGAUCUCCGUAAAACGACAAUAACUCAGCGAUAUCGUACCGAUCAAGUCCAUGUUGAAUGGAGAGAUUAG
This is a messenger RNA of Caenorhabditis remanei, 1014 nucleotides long. RefSeq lists its product as uncharacterized. The record is from RefSeq and is a predicted model, not a curated record. The transcript has 6 exons. Gene Ontology annotation, biological process: tRNA threonylcarbamoyladenosine modification. Lineage: Eukaryota; Metazoa; Nematoda; Chromadorea; Rhabditida; Rhabditidae. Gene Ontology annotation, cellular component: EKC/KEOPS complex; cytoplasm. The coding region runs from base 1 to 1014 and encodes 337 amino acids.